Molecule: messenger RNA, 4914 nt
Organism: Notodromas monacha
Lineage: Eukaryota; Metazoa; Arthropoda; Ostracoda; Podocopida; Cyprididae
Source: the annotation of a GenBank genome assembly
GUUGAAUAUCCCCAGGGAUGCAUUGUGGUUGUUGUUGAAGUGAAACGGAACAUUCAAGACAAAACGUUUGUCCAAAUGUAACGCGUCUGUGAUUCCUAGUGCAAUAUGAUUCCCGAAAGAACGGCUACUCUUCAUGCCUCGGUCAUUGCUACUGUCUUCUUUGUUGUGCUGUGUCAGCUUGUUCAUGGAAUUCCUCCGCCGAUCAUGAACGUAACAACAGAGAUGUACUAUGAAAUCAAUGACGGCGAAAAUUUUUACGUUUCGUGCACCGGAAUACAACCAAUCCAGUGGACUCACACUAUGGGUCCUUCGCAAUCGGUGACAGAUGGAAGAACGACGAAGAUCAGGAAUGAUUACGUGUCAGUUUUUGAGCUGGAAAACGCCAAAUACUGGCAAACUGGCAAAAUUCAAUGCGGUUAUUUAAAUGCUACCAACGUCGCAUGGAUUUACUUGUAUGUCAAGCAUCCCCGGUAUUUAAUAGCCAAUUGGACUGAAGAUGCCAUUGCAAAGUUGGUUGUCGAUGAUAGCACCGACAGCCUAAUUAUUCCGUGUCGACCCACUGCACACGACGUUCACGUUGUUUUGCAAAAAGACGGCCAGAAUGUGACGGUGAUCGAGCGGGUCUUGCACUUGGGUCUCCAUGUGAAGAGCGUCUUGCUUGUGAACGGGAUGUAUCGCUGUUGUCCGACGUCUGUUGAUUUCGGGUUCAUCGGGAAGGAUUGCCUUGAUAUACGUAUCCUACGCAAUCAACCAUUAUCGAACCCGGACAUUUCACGAGCUCCUGGGCAAAGUAUUUGGUUCAUCGUGGAUCUGCGAAUGCGUCUUCAAUGCAUAGUGAGUGCAGAAAAGUAUGUUCACGUUGAAUUCAACUGGGCUCUACCACGGUUUUCUACUGCCAAAAAUGAUAACAGAUUUUCAACAUCUGAAACGUACGAUAGCGAUAAAAAGGAAUACGUUUCGGUUCUCACAAUCAGCAAAACGAAGUUGACAGACGCAGGGAUUUACACGUGCGACGUCGGAGGCGGGUCAAGUCCUGCGAAUUAUUCAGUUACUGUCCAUGAUGGUAGUCCAGUGAUUCAAAAGGUGAAAGCUGAGCCAUGGAACAUCACGGUACCCGUUGGAAAAGGUGUCGCCCAGUGGGUAGUUGACGUUUUGGCGUACCCACCACCGACACUGUCGCUUAUUCGAACGCGGCGCCCCGAUUUAUUCCGUAAAACUGACUACGAAAUCGUGAACAACGCAGAAACUGAAGGAACCGUUCUUGUUCAACUUGUCGGCGUUCAACUCGAGGAUUUUGGCAACUAUACCUUGAAAGUUGUCACCGCCACUAUGUCGAGAUCAAUUACGUUGCGAGUGGAAGUGACAGACCAACCGAAGGUAGAAACCAUUCAGUUCGCGGAUUCCGGGAUGGUCCCGGGUAGUUUCGUUAUGGUCGACACCAAAGUCAGCAUCGAAUGCAUUGCUAGUGGAUAUCCCGUACCGGAGAUUGACUGGAUUUUUAGGCCCUGUGAAACUCCCGACGAGUGUGAAGGAAGUCCUGUGCACGUGAAUGAACAUAGAACGAGGAACAAAGAAGCCAUCGAAAUUUCCCGUGACGAGGAGUACAAAAUAGUGUCGACUCUCAAAUUGUAUGCUUCGGAAUCUGGUUCCUAUCACUGCGGAGCAGGAUUUAGCAAUUUCUACGAUGAAAAGAAGUUUUUCUUGAGAGUGACUGACAUUGGUGGUGAAGACGGAUUUGGAGUUGUGAAGCGGGUAAACGACGAAAGUACUUGGGAACCUUUGAGCGAUCGUUUUGAUGCAUACGAGGGAGACAAAAUUGUAAUUAAAUGUGGUGCUUCGAAGUUCAACUAUACUAAUGCGGUCGCUUGGGAUUAUCGAACAAGUUCCAAAGGAGAAUUCAAACCUGCGUUGCCGUUGAAUUGGAAUACUUCCCCGGCGAGCUCGGAUUUGUCUUGGGGACUGCGCAUUAGUUUGUCGAAAGCGGGAAGAGCGGAAAAUGGGGAAUACAGGUGCUCUGCUACCAACACUGUCAAAGGCGAAAGAAAUUGGGUUGCAUUCACAAUGAACAUCGUCCCCAUGGAGGAGCCAGCGUUUGAUGGAACGACGAACAUGUUCAAAGCGAGCAAAGCCGGGAAACCGAUGGCCAUCAAGAAUGGAGAUGUCCUUAUUUUGAAUUGCUCCGUUUCUGGCGUUCCUACUCCGAAUAUUGAAUGGCUGAAGGACUCCAUGAGAUUCAACGAAACAAAGGAUCACAGAAUUUUUGUGAACGGAUCGCUGUUAACUUUUUCACCUGCAAUUGCGGAGAAGGAUAAUGGACGUUACAGUUGUCGAGCGAGGAAUAAAGCGGGGGAGACGGAGAUCUCUGUCGAUCUAGAAGUUGUCGCCACUUCUGCUUCAUUUGGAGGAAUGGGGCUUCCAGGUUUUUUUGUUCUGGUGACAGUUGUGGGUUUGCUGGUUUUCACUGUGAUUGGAGCCUGCAUCUAUGCCAGGAAGCUCAGGAAAGAUAAAGAGAAGUUAUCUCGACUUUUGACGGAGAAGGAAGCAAAGCAGUUUAGAGAAGGCGAAUUGCUCAUGAUAAUCGAGUAUUGCCCCCUUGGAAGCCUGGACAAGUACCUUAGAAAACAUAAGGUCAAUUUCAAGGAUCAGUUCAGCUCGGUUUCUGGCCUUCCAGUGCCGAGCAUUAGAAAUAGAUCGUUCAAUUCUCAAAGCACUGCAUCAGUUGUGGAUCCUAUGGCUUAUGUAACUAUGGGAACAGAACAGUCGCUUCGAGAGAACAGCGUGGAAUUUAAUCGCAAUCGACAGCGAAUGUCCUCUGCGUCAACCGAGAGCUGCACUGUACGAACAGCUGUUACUGGGGUGACCGACCUUGAUACCGAUGGUAACGGCAGAGGAGGAGCGCUUUGGGCGGAAGUGUACGAAGCCGAACGAAAUCUGGACAACGAUCGAACUCUCAGCACUGCUGAUUUGCUGAGUUGGGCCUAUAAUUUGAUGCAUAGUUGUUGGGAAGCUGCACCCGAUCAAAGACCUUCCUUCGCUGCGCUAACAUCCGAUUUCGGCGCUCUUGUUGACCCCCAGACGAAGCUCCGUUUGAGUGCGAUGAAUGAGAAAUUUGAACGUCAUAAUGGGGAGUUGUUUGCGGAAUACGGCGAUUUUCUGGCCAAUUUUGGCAUGGAUGGUGGAUCAUCUGGAAGCAAAAGCAGAUCGCGAUCUGUGACGAGCAGAGGUACGAGAUAUCUUCCCGAAGAUGCUAAUGGAUAUUUAAUUCCGAAUCCCAGUCUUCGAACUCCGUCUGCGUACGUCGUUAUGGGUGGUGGAGACUCCGUGAGAUUCUCUCGUGAUGGAGAACAACCUCCCGCAUUCUAUGAAAACAUGAACGUGAGAAGUGCGGAACCGCCGAGAGUGGAAGCGACGGUUGCGAAUACGAAUCAGACACCUGUGAAACCACUAACCGGUCAAAGCUAUGCGAACCAACUGGAUUUUUCCCGUUUCUUGUCAGUGCCCUCUAGUGAAGACCCCGGUGAGCGAGACGCUGGGGACGGGUUGCAUGAAGUUGACCCGCUUUUGGUGAAGUAUAACCCUGGAUACGUCACGUCAGAUGUGCCUUCGACUGACCUCUGAGUUCAUUUCACUGAUGGAAGUCUAUUUUUUAUUUUGUCGUGGUUGUACCGUCUUACUUCGAAUGUGAGGGGAAAUUUUAUUUUUUAUUUUGUGCCUUUGGGCUGAAAUUUGGUCAUUUUUUCACGCAGUUUUUGCGAUUCUUCUCCGUAUCUUCUUAUCUUUGGGAAAGAAGUACUCUGUCAGCUGAUUCGUAAUUUGAACGAAGUGGAACUUACGAAUUUUGCAUUUUUCUGCCAUUGAGGAUCACUAAAUUUGUCUUGCGUAGAUCUCGGAUUGUUGAACGUUGUUGAAUGAUUUGAAGAACAUGGGACUGGUUUUGAAUUGCUUGCUUUUGUUACAUGACCGAAUUUGAACCGAAAGUGCGCAAUGGUUGAACGUGUAUUUCGUUGGUUGUUCGCUUAGCAAAGAUACUCAAGUGUUUGUUAACCACGUAUUUCUGUUUGUCAAACAGAAGCUAACAUGAUUUUCCGAGCUGAGAUGAACGCUAUUCUAUAGAGGGCAAUGACGUUGUAAAAUUUGGAUAUUGGACUCAGUUUUUAUGCGGAAGGAAAUGACAGCGCCAUGCCAGUUAUUUUUCAACUCCUCACGUUGGAGGCAUUUCAGUUUUAUUGAAGGUUAUUUAUUUACGAUGUUCGGUUGUGACUGAGAUUUUUGAGCGUGCUUAAGUUUUGAGAAUGAGUGUCAAAUUAAUGCAGGAAGAGGUUGAGACGAACGGAGUUUCGUGUGGGAUUGUUAGUUGUUGAAUGUUUUUGUUUCGUUUUAUUUUCAUUUAAUUGUGUGAGAGAUGUCGGAAGCAUCAUAAAUCGCUUUUAUCUUGUUCGUGCUUGUGUCCUUCUUGUGAAAUUGCUCGUUUUUUCGUUGUUGAGAUGUGGUACGGAGCAAUGUCAGCUGAACAUGUCCUGUGAUGUAUUCCACAGUAACCGUGGAUUUCUCGUGUGAAAACUGAACUCCUCGGUUUUGUUCUUUGGAAAGAAAAUGCUUUCUUCGUCGAUUCUUGUCAUUGGCAUCAAUAUUUAGCGGCAUAUCCCAAUUUUAUUAAUGGUUGCCGAGAAGAGUAAGAUGGAGCCGGAUGAGCCCCUGCUGGAAUCCUAUUCAACGUCCCACUCAUCGUUCCCUGUGAGGAAACGUACUUGUGCCAACUGCUGCUCCUUCCCAUCGUCCAUACAUAAGCGCAAGAAUUUCCCCGAAAAUCCUCUGAAAAGAAAAACUCAAGUUUUCAGACGAAUAACACUUGAAUGACCUUCCGGUGGAAGAAAAUCCUUCUGAAGAAAUACUCCUUACAUCAUUAUCCCGGAG